Molecule: messenger RNA, 726 nt
Organism: Plasmodium inui San Antonio 1
Lineage: Eukaryota; Apicomplexa; Aconoidasida; Haemosporida; Plasmodiidae
Exons: 2
Source: RefSeq, a predicted model, not a curated record
AUGAAGGAAAAAACGCAGUAUUCAUCCGUGACUAAAAUUUUCGCGGUUUCCCUUUUGGUGUGGCUAUGCCAGUAUUCUAAUGAGUCAUCUGCCAUCGGUAAAUCAUGGAUUGAAGAACAGGGCAAAAACAACUUAUCAGCUGCAACAGCUCGUAGGGUAUUAAAGGAAGAUGAAGAAGUAAUUGCAGAACAGAGAAAUGCCCUCCUUAAAGAAAAAUUGAUAGGAUUAAUAGAAGACGGACAAGAAGACAAUGAUGAUAAUUUGAACUUUGCAAAAAGGUUUAAUGCGCUAAUACAGGAAGAGAACUUCCAAAAAGGAUUAAAUCCAUCGCUGAAGGAUGAAAACGGAAAGAGGGAAAUGAACCCCUCGGAAUAUGAUGAUAUUGUAAAAUUGCACAACACAUUCAAUUUUAACGAGAGCAAUAAGAAUCUUAAAAAGGAUGUAAAUUUAAUAGAAUUUGCAGAUUCCGGAAAAGUUCAGAAUUUCCAAAAAUUGAACGACACAGCUGAGAAACAGACGAACCCAUUUACUAUUCCUGACAAUUUGGCAAAACAAAAUAGUUCCCAAAAUUUGUACAGCGAGUCUGCUAGACAACUAAAUACAUUUCCUCCUAAUGAUGACUUUGGAAAACUCCACAAUUCUAUUAACGUUAACAUGCAAUCGACGAAUAAACCCGCUAUAAUUACUCCUACUGAUGACUUUGGAAAGCUUCACAACUCUAUUAAC